UCAGAUGCGCUCAUGAGAGAAUGACAAAAAAACACAUCUUGCUCUUUCUGAGAGCGUUACUACUAUUUGAGCUAACGCAUGGGAUGGUGCACCACGUGAGCCAAGAGUUCGCGCGUCUAGAUCGACGCUAGGUAGUGAAUUCAAUCCAGUGCGUCACAACAUCGACGCGCCUCAUCCCCAUUCCUGUCGCACGGUCGCUGCCCACUUCAUCCCAAUCGCGAUCCACAUUCGUUCGCCUUCACACAAUUCUGAACCUCCCAAAAUAAUCACGCGGACGAAUUGCGACAAUGCCUCGUCCCCCACGCUCAAAAGUCGCGUCGCGCGUCGCGAAACCCACCAAGCCGAAAGACGCCCCCGCGCCCAAGCAGCCAGCGAAGCCUACCCCAGCACAAACCAAAGUCAGCAAAGCUGCCAAUAGCUUCAGCGAAGACAGCGAUGGCCUUGUCACAAGAACCAGAUCAACGCGUUCGCAUAGGAAAAUGCCACGGGAGAAGACACCGGAGGUCCAUGACGAGCCAGAGCUCACCAUGACCGGCGCGCUACCGGCUGAAGAGAACACAUCUUUAUCAGCUACGAAGACCCGUACUCCAGCAUCAAAUGCAUCAAAGCAGAUGCGCGCCACAAGAAGCAGUGCGAGGAAAUCGACCGCGCAUUCAUCACCACUAGCUGCAGUUGCUCAAGCACACGAAGAAUCGCAGAUAGAAGAAGAUAGCGGCUAUGGCGAUCUGACAUUCUCAUCUCUCGGUUCUGAUUCUCCAGCCCACGGCACGCGCCCACCAUCAGCCAUCAAGGUCGGUGCAACACCCGCACACGAGAGAUCGAUACUGGCUUUAAGCAACUUCAGGCGAAGACCCCGGCAGCCCAGUCUGUUGCGCCAGGUACAACAGACUACCGAUGUGGAGGACAACGAUCAAGACGACCUAGACAACACCGACAACUUUGACUUUGACGAUUUCCUUCCACAUGCCGAGUCCACACCCCUUAACGUACGGAAGCAGGCACCGGAGCAGGAGAUUCGGAAUGAUAGCGGCACUCAGAUCUCAAGCUCUGGUUCCCGUGGCACAAAGCGCAAGUUCUCGUCUGUAGUCCAAGUGCCACGCUCGUCACCACCAGCGAGUCCACAGUCUGGCGAAGAUGUCGAGUCAGAGCGAUCACCCUCCCCGAGCCUGCCAGAAGUAGUUGCAUCACGCGAGGAGAUGAUUGAGCAAACACAAGAGGACGAGGAGCCACUAAGCGAGACACUUGCGCCCCCCAUGUCGAGUAGUCCGAUACGGGAAGUCUCGAAGCCGCCUCAAACGCCAGCGCAGACGCGACCGCGCCGAAGAGGACGACAGGCUAAGACGCCCGUUGUGGAUGAAGACUCAGAAGGCGAGGAGACGGAGACACCUGCGAGAGCUAAGCAGAGGACCAAAAAGAAAGCAGAGCAAACUAUAUCUGUUGCGCAACUCAAAGCCCUAUUACCACGUCGACGGAACCGCCUGCGGGACCGGGAUGAGUUCGACAUUGAGUCUUCAGACGAUGUCGAGCCUGUGGACUCGGAUCAAGAUGAGCUACAAAUGCCAGCGCGUCGCGUUCGCCAAAAGCAAGGGACUACAAAGUUAGUAUCGCCAAAGGCAGCGACAAAGAAAGCAGCUCGCCCGAAAAAGGGUGCACCCGCUAAAGUAGCGCAAAAGUCGGGAAGAACAUACAGUCGCAGGAUAUCAUCGGACAAGGAGAACGAGACUACAGGUCAGAACGAAGCAGACAAUACUGAAGUCUCGACAAUCGAGCACUCUGAGAAGUUGGCUGCUAUCAGAAAGAAGUUUGAGGAAGUGGAUGCUUUUGAGUUGGAAUUUGAAGAGGUGGAUGCGACGACGAGCUCAAGUCCUUUCCGAUGACGGUCAGGCCAGCGGAUGUGAAGACUCGUUUUGUUCUACAGCUUGUUGCUUUUUGUUCUCUUGAUUGUGAUUGUGAUGACUGAUGAUAUAUCCACGUGUGUUAUACAGAAGCGUAUGGCGCUUAUUCAUGUACAUGCACGCUGUUCGUAGCUGGCAGGUGUCGAGCAAAGACUCUUUAGUGGUGCGAAAUCUGUACUGUCUGUAGUUCAGAGCAUCGAAUAGU
Messenger RNA from Alternaria alternata, 2100 nucleotides. RefSeq lists its product as hypothetical. The record is from RefSeq and is a predicted model, not a curated record. The transcript has a single exon. Bases 288 to 1877 code for a protein of 529 amino acids. NCBI's taxonomy places the organism in Eukaryota, Fungi, Ascomycota, Dothideomycetes, Pleosporales, Pleosporaceae.